CUGAACAUCAACACGCAACACAGAUGUUAUGUUGUUAAGUCCACGUGUCCAAAUGUCACAUAAAAAGAUGUUACUACCAGAGACACUUCAGAAACAUCAAGACUGGACUUAUCAACGAUCCAUAUCCUUCACAGCAUUCUCUCGCAUGUGGACCACGACUCGACGGGGAUUAUUGUUGGAAGCCUGGUUGCUGUUGUGUUUAUAAUUAUGUUGGUACUGGGUGGCGUUGUUUGGAAAUGGAAAAGUAAACAGAAAGAUAAAACACAAAUACGUACAUCAGUCGGUGAAUCAGAAAAAGAUAAGAUCAGAAUACAUCAAGGCGAGAACAGUUCUACAGUUCCAGAUUAUAGAUAUCCGUUGCUAUCACAUACAGAUACUGCUGAGGAUCUAAAGAUUGAAGAGGAAACAAUUGUCAAAUUUGAACUAAACAAAAUACACGAAUUUACUGAUGCUCAUGUCCUUAGUGAAAAUGCAGAAGAAGGAGGGUGUGUUAAUUCAGAAAUAUCUGUUGAACUAGAUGAGAGAGAGCAUGGUCUCAAAGAAGAUUCAAAUUUAAGUUUUGAUAAUGGAAAGAGGAUCUAUAAAGUCAGAGAUGAAGAUACAAUGUGGGAACAAGACGAGAAAGCAUGUGAUUGCAGAGAUACGUUUGCCAAUGACGGAGCCAACAAAGACGAAAUAAUAAAGCAAAUAGUGCCAACACAUAUUUUCGGUUACACCGCCAGUUAUUUGGGUAAUUACAAUAUUUGGAAACCAAAGUCGUAUGGUAUGUACUUUGCUAAAUCUUGA
Saccostrea cuccullata (small rock oyster) is the source of this 786-nucleotide messenger RNA. RefSeq lists its product as uncharacterized. The record is from RefSeq and is a predicted model, not a curated record. The coding region runs from base 208 to 786 and encodes 192 amino acids. NCBI's taxonomy places the organism in Eukaryota, Metazoa, Mollusca, Bivalvia, Ostreida, Ostreidae. The transcript has 5 exons.